Molecule: messenger RNA, 918 nt
Organism: Fusarium mangiferae
Lineage: Eukaryota; Fungi; Ascomycota; Sordariomycetes; Hypocreales; Nectriaceae
Exons: 1
Coding region: 1-918 (305 amino acids)
Source: RefSeq, a predicted model, not a curated record
AUGUCUCAUCGACGCACUCACAGCGCGUCGCAUGCCCAAACCGUACAAUCUGGAUACCGUAAGGUCGACUAUGGCCAUGUUGAGCCUCGCAGAUAUGCAUCCUCCACAAGUGGAAUCACUUAUACGCAUUGCUCAGGGGGCUUUUCUGCAGCAGAGGAAGGAGAUUUCACAGACGAGGAGUCCUACUACAUAGAAGGACCAAGUCCGCACGGAACAUAUUAUACCACGGCAAAUCCUCGAACAAACGCCUCGCGUCCUAGGCCAAUUCCUCAAAGCCAAAGCAGUACUCACCCUCGGGCUAUCGUGUAUUCCAGAAGGGGCUACCGCUCUGGAAGCGACCAGCCCAGGAACAUCCCUUGCUCUGAACAUGAAUUGCCCAGAGGCUCUUAUUCUGGAAACUUCAGCCAACCUGGUCGAUAUGCCACAAGCUAUCAGAAUCGUAGGGCAUAUUCUGCUUCUCAUGGCGGCCGCAGUCUUCGACAAACCUACCCAUCAGAUCACUACGAUGAAGCAGGGAACUAUGUUGGUCCUCCCGCUGUCGGCUCUUAUUCUAACAACCUUGUUUCGUUCCCGCGGCUUCCUGAGUCGAAUCACUCUUCACCAGAGAUCGACCAAGGAAACCAGGGAGGUUCGCGGCCAAACUCUGCCUCAGAAACACCUAAUAAACGAUCGUUCUCGGAACAGCUGGUCGACGGCGUACGUGGGCUUUUGAGUACGGAAUCAAAAGAGGACGAAGUUCCCCCACAGCCGCCUCGUACAGGUGUCUAUCUCUUUUGUCGUCAUUAUCUAAUCGAGGAGUGCGCUUGCAUCACCCCGCUUAAGGAUGGUGGGCCUGGUGAUUACUGUCAGAGGUGCUGGGAGGGCCGUUGUGAUGGACCGCGUCCUCCUGGGUCGGUGGUGAGGAGGUCAUUAUGGUAA